Metopolophium dirhodum (rose-grain aphid) is the source of this 8686-nucleotide messenger RNA. Its product is annotated as probable serine/threonine-protein kinase DDB_G0282963. The transcript has 12 exons. The coding region runs from base 321 to 8567 and encodes 2748 amino acids. The record is from RefSeq and is a predicted model, not a curated record. Lineage: Eukaryota; Metazoa; Arthropoda; Insecta; Hemiptera; Aphididae.
CGGACGAGAUAACGGCUGGCCCACACUGACGCUAUCACAUACAUUGGCUGGCACUAACUAGAACCCAGAUCUCAAGGCCGAAUCCCCGGCUGCCGCCACCACCACCGCAACCACCACCACAACAAAAAUGGACGAACAUUGUAUGCAGUCAACUACAGAACACAGACCACGGUAGAAGCGGGCUUGUAGCACACCAUUGGCUUGGUUUGCGCGGCGCGCAGUUGUCAUCUGUUCGCCUCGAUCCGGUUACUGCCGCUCGGGCGAUCAGUCGUCACUCGUCGUUCGUGCGGGUGGUGGUUUUGUUAUUAGUCGACCUUACCAUGUCGGAGAAUAUUCUGGAAAUCAUCGAUACCAGGCAACUGAAACCAUAUAAAUACCCAAGACUUGUGUACAAAGGGUACCUGUUCCAUUACCACAAGGCAUGCAACCGUCACAUCCGAUGGAAAUGUAACCGUGUUUAUUCCAUGAACUGCCAGGCUGUUCUCCGAACGACAGUAAAUAUGGAAAAACCAAUUCUUAUUAAAUUCGAUCACGAACAUCUACACGAGGACGACACUCAUUCAAUUUUUGAAUUAAAAAUGAAAAUAAUGGCACUCCGUUCAACGUCCCAGUUUCAGAAUAAUACCAAGUUUAAAUCAACGAAUGGUUAUAUUGAAAUUAAAUUAAAUAUUGAGGAUAUACCUGUGAACAAUAAAAUGUUUAAUCCGAAGAAUGAUUAUGCUGACAUUAAUUUUAAUGAAGACGAUAUAGCUCUGAAAAAUACAAUGCUUAAACCAAAGAAUGAUUAUGCUGAUAUUAAUAUUGAUGAAGAAGAUAAACCUAAUAAACUUGUUUCAUUUUGUACUUCUUAUAAUCGAAAGAUUUUUGUUCAUCCCCUUGAUCCUGAUUAUGAACAUAAAUACACAGAUGAAUAUGAACAAAAAAUAAAAAAUAAAAACAUAAAUGAUAUAAGUUUUGAUUUUGAAUGUCCAAAAAUCAGAAUUACAAGAAAUACAAGUAAACAAAAAAAAAAUUCUGAUUCUGAUUACGAACAUAAAUACACAGAUGAACGUGAACAAACAAUAAAAAAUAAAACCAUAAAUAAUAUAAGUUUUGAUUUUGAAUGUCCAAAAAUCAGAAUUACAAGAAAUACAAGUAAACAAAAAAAAAUUGACAUUAAUAAUGUGGAAAAUGACAUAACAGAGAAUAAUAUAAGGUGUUCUCCUUUCAAAGCUAAGAUCAAAACUUUUAACAAAGCUCAUAAGAAAAAAUUGCCAAAAAAACAAAACUUGAUUGUCAGUAAGAAGAAGAAAAAUCAUGAACAAAUGAAUGCAUGUACUUUGCUUACAAAUAUAGGUACAGAAAAAAGUGCUUUGAAUACUAACACAGAUAAAAAAAUAAAUAAUAAGACUAUUAAUACAAGCGAUGAAAAAAAUUCUUUGAUUAGUAAUAUAAACAAAGAUAAUAAUACAUUGACUAGUAAUAAUACCUAUGAAGAAAUAAAUCCAUCAACUAGUAUUACUCACAAAGAAAAAAAUACAUUGACUACUAAUAUUUCGACUAGCGAUGAACAUAACAAAAUAAAUAUGUUAGCUAUUAAUACUCAAACUAUCAAAGAAAAAAAUGGAUUGAUUAGCAAUAUAAAUAAAGAUGAAAAUACCUUGACUAGUGAUAUAAUCAAAGAUAUAACUACUUUAAUUGCUUGUCAUACUGGUAAUACAAAUGAUGAAAUAAUUAACUUAACUAGUAAUACUCAUACUCACAAAGAAAAAAAUGCAUUGAUUAGUAAUAUAAAUAAAGAUGAAAAUACCUUGAUAAGUAAUAUAAUUAAAGACGAAAAUGCCUUGAUAAGUAAUAUAAAUAAAGAUAAAAAUACUUUGACUAGUAAUACACUUGAAGAAAUAACUAUGACAACUUCUGUUACUACUCGAAGAGGAAAAAAAUCAUUCUUAAAAAAUAUAAAUAAAGAUGAAAAUGAAGCUCACAAGAAAAAAUUGCCAACAAAACAAAACUUGACCGUCAGAAAGAAGAAGAAAAAUCAUGAACAAAUGAAUGAAUGUACUAUGCUUACAAAUAUAGGUACAGAAAAAAGUGUUUCGAAUACUAACACAGAUAAAAAAAUAAAUAAUAAGACUAUUAAUACAAGCGAUGAAAAAAAUUCUUUGAUUAGUAAUAUAAACAAAGAUAAUAAUACAUUGACUAGUAAUAAUACCUAUGAAGAAAUAAAUCCAUCAACUAGUAUUACCUACAAAGAAAAAAAUACAUUGACUACUAAUAUUUCGACUAGCGAUGAACAUAACAAAAUAAAUAUGUUAGCUAUUAAUACUCAGACUAUCAAAGAAAAAAAUGCAUUGAUUAGCAAUAUAAAUAAAGAUGAAAAUACCUUGACUAGUGAUAUAAUCAAAGAUAAAACUACUUUAAUUGCUUGUAAUACUGGUAAUACAAAUGAUGAAAUAAUUAACUUAACUAGUAAUACUCAUACUCACAAAGAAAAAAAUGCAUUGAUUAGUUAUAUAAAUAAAGAUGAAAAUACCUUGAUAAGUAACAUAAUUAAAGAUGAAAAUGCCUUGAUAAGUAAUAUAAAUAAAGAUAAAAAUACUUUGACUAGUAAUACACUUGAAGAAAUAACUAUGAUAACUUCUGUUACUACUCGAAGAGGAAAAAUAUCAUUCUUAAAAAAUAUAAAUAAAGAUGAAAAUAAAGCUCACAAGAAAAAAUUGCCAACAAAACAAAACUUGACCGUCAGAAAGAAGAAGAAAAAUCAUGAACAAAUGAAUGAAUGUACUAUGCUUACAAAUAUAGGUACAGAAAAAAGUGUUUCGAAUACUAACACAGAUAAAAAAAUAAAUAAUAAGACUAUUAAUACAAGCGAUGAAAAAAAUUCUUUGAUUAGUAAUAUAAACAAAGAUAAUAAUACAUUGACUAGUAAUAAUACCUAUGAAGAAAUAAAUCCAUCAACUAGUAUUACUCACAAAGAAAAAAAUACAUUGACUACUAAUAUUUCGACUAGCGAUGAACAUAACAAAAUAAAUAUGUUAGCUAUUAAUACUCAAACUAUCAAAGAAAAAAAUGCAUUGAUUAGCAAUAUAAAUAAGGAUGAAAAUACCUUGACUAGUGAUAUAAUCAAAGAUAAUACUACUUUAAUUGCUUGUAAUACUGGUAAUACAAAUGAUGAAAUAAUUAACUUAACUAGUAAUACUCAUACUCACAAAGAAAAAAAUGCAUUGAUUAGUUAUAUAAAUAAAGAUGAAAAUACCUUGAUAAGUAACAUAAUUAAAGACGAAAAUGCCUUGAUAAGUAAUAUAAAUAAAGAUAAAAAUACUUUGACUAGUAAUACACUUGAAGAAAUAACUAUGAUAACUUCUGUUACUACUCGAAGAGGAAAAAUAUCAUUCUUAAAAAAUAUAAAUAAAGAUGAAAAUAAAGCUCACAAGAAAAAAUUGCCAACAAAACAAAACUUGACCGUCAGAAAGAAGAAGAAAAAUCAUGAACAAAUGAAUAAAUGUACUAUGCUUACAAAUAUAGGUACAGAAAAAAGUGUUUCGAAUACUAACACACAUAAAAAAAUAAAUAAUAAGACUAUUAAUACAAGCGAUGAAAAAAAUUCUUUGAUUAGUAAUAUAAACAAAGAUAAUAAUACAUUGACUAGUAAUAAUACCUAUGAAGAAAUAAAUCCAUCAACUAGUAUUGCUCACAAAGAAAAAAAUACAUUGACUACUAAUAUUUCGACUAGCAAUGAACAUAACAAAAUAAAUAUGUUAGCUACUAAUACUCAAACUAUCAAAGAAAAAAAUGCAUUGAUUAGCAAUAUAAAUGAAGAUGAAAAUACCUUGACUAGUAAUAUAAUCAAAGAUAAAACUACUUUAAUUGCUUGUAAUACUGGUAAUACACAUGAUGAAAUAAUUAACUUAACUAGUAAUACUCAUACUCACAAAGAAAAAAAUGCAUUGAUUAGUAAUAUAAAUAAAGAUGAAAAUACCUUGAUAAGUAAUAUAAUUAAAGACGAAAAUGCCUUGAUAAGUAAUAUAAAUAAAGAUAAAAAUACUUUGACUAGUAAUACACUUGAAGAAAUAACUAUGAUAACUUCUGUUACUACUCGAAGAGGAAAAAAAUCAUUCUUAAAAAAUAUAAAUAAAGAUGAAAAUAAAGCUCACAAGAAAAAAUUCCCAACAAAACAAAACUUGACCGUCAGAAAGAAGAAGAAAAAUCAUGAACAAAUGAAUGAAUGUACUAUGCUUACAAAUAUAGGUACAGAAAAAAGUGUUUCGAAUACUAAAACAGACAAAAAAAUAAAUAAUAAGACUAUUAAUACAAGCGAUGAAAAAAAUUCUUUGAUUAGUAAUAUAAACAAAGAUAAUAAUACAUUGACUAGUAAUAAUACCUAUGAAGAAAUAAAUCCAUCAACUAGUAUUACUCACAAAGAAAAAAAUACAUUGACUACUAAUAUUUCGACUAGCAAUGAACAUAACAAAAUAAAUAUGUUAGCUACUAAUACUCAAACUAUCAAAGAAAAAAAUGCAUUGAUUAGCAAUAUAAAUGAAGAUGAAAAUACCUUGACUAGUAAUAUAAUCAAAGAUAAAACUACUUUAAUUGCUUGUAAUACUGGUAAUACACAUGAUGAAAUAAUUAACUUAACUAGUAAUACUCAUACUCACAAAGAAAAAAAUGCAUUGAUUAGUAAUAUAAAUAAAGUUGAAAAUACUUUAUCAAAUAAUAUAAAAAAAGAUAAAGUUGCUUUGAACAGUAAUACACAUAAAGAAAUAAAUACGGUAACUUCUAAUAUUCUUAAUCACAAUAAAAAAAACUCGUUGACUAGUAAUACACAUGAAGAACUAAUUUUGUUAACUUCUAAUACUCACACUCACAAAGAAAAGAAUUCAUUGGAAAGUGAUAUAAUUAAAGAUACUAAGACAUUGACUAAUAAUAUAAACAAUGAAAAAAAUAUUUUGACUAGUAAUAUAAACAAUGAUAAUAAUACUUUGACUAGUAAUACAUGUGAAGAAAUAAUUCUGUUAAGUACUAAUACUCAUACUCAAAACGAAACAAAUUAUUUAAAAAGUAAUACAAAUAAAUAUGAAAGUACUUUGACUAGUAAUAUAAACAAUGAUAAAAAUACUUUGACUAGUAAUACAUGUGAAGAAAUAAUUCUGUUAAGUACUAAUACUCAUAACCUCAAUGACAAAAAUUCAUUGAUUUGUAAUAUAAAUAAAGAUAAAAAUAUUUUGACUAGUAAUACACAUGAAGAAAUAAUUCCAUUAAAUACUAAUAAUCAUAAUCACAAUGAAAAAAAUUCAUUGAAAAGUAAUUCAAAUAACGAUGAAAAUACUUUUACUAUUAAUACACAUGAAGAAUUAAUUCCGUUAAGUACUAAUACUCAUAUUAACAAAGAAAUAAAUGCAUUGAUUAGUAAUAUAAAUAAAGAUAAAAAUACUUUGACUAGUAAUACACAUGAAGAAAUAAUUCCAUUAAAUACUAAUAAUCAUAAUCACAAUGAAAACAAUUCAUUGAAAAGUAAUUCAAAUAACGAUGAAAAUACUUUGACUAGUAAUAUAAACAAAGAUAAAAAUACUUUUACUAGUAAUACACAUGAAGAAAUAAUUCCGUUAAGUACUAAUACUCAUAUUAACAAAGAAAUAAAUGCAUUGAUUAGUAGUAUACAUAAAGAUGAAAAUACUUUGAUUAGUAAUACACAUGAAGAAAUAAUUCCAUUAACUACUAAUACUCAUAUUCACAAAGAAAAAAAUUCAUUCAUUAAAAAGAAGAAUAAAGAUGAAAAUACUUUGAUUAGUAAUAUAAAUAAAGAUGAAAAUACUUUGACUAGUAAUACACAUGAAGAAAUAAUUCCGUUAACUACAAAUACUCAUACUAACAAAGAAAUAAAUGCAUUGAUUAGUAAUAUAAAUAAAGAUGAAGAUACUUUGACUAUUCAUAUAAAUAAUGAUAAAAAUACCUUGAAUAGUAAUACACAUAAAGAAAUAAAUACAUUAACUACUAAUAUUCUUACUCGCAAGAGAAAGCACUCAUUGAUUAGUAGUAUAAAGAAAGAUAAAAAUACUCUGACUAGUAAUGUAGACAAAGAUGAAAAUUAUGUUAUUAGUAAUAUAAAUAAAGAUGAAAAUAUUUUGACUGGUAAUACACCUACAAUUUUAACAUCUAAAAUUAAUAUUACACCUUCAAUCAAAAGCUGUGUGAACAAGUUUAUUGGUGUUGAGGAUGAUACUAGAAAUAUUGACAACGAUAGCGAUCAAAAUCAUAUAGACUAUAAUGAUGGAGAGCCUAAUAAUGUAACCAAUGAUGUUAAUUUGGUGAAAGAUAAUAUGAUAUCUAUUUAUUGUAAAGAAAAUUGGCCCGAAAUUUUAAACAAAUUGAGUGAUCCCUUGAAAGGAACUAAGGUGUUUGAAAGUAUUUUAUUUAACAAAGUAUAUGAACGAAUAAUACGUCAAUCUACUAAAAAUAAAUUACGUAUUAAGAAAAUGAAAGGCCUUAACGAUAAUUGGAAAUUAAAGUUUGAAUGUUUGGCAUUUAAAUUGAAAAAUUGUAUAGAAAGUACAAAAUGUGAUAUAAAUACAAGACAUAUCAGUAUUCAAAAUCAAAAUCAAAUGGACAUAACAUUAUGUAAAAAUAUUGAAGUUGGAGAGAAAGAAAACAAUUCGGCCAUAAACAAAAAAGCUUCUACAGAUUUACAAAACAAUAUUACAUCAGAAAACUUCAAAACUCCAAAAUUAUACCAACAUUCUUUAAACAUUGAAAACAGAAAUCUAACUGAAUCUGUUACAAAUAUUAAGACAACUAAAUACAAAGAAAUGAAAACGAAUAUAUUUUCUACACAGGCGAUAGCAGAUUUGAUUAAGGAUAUUCCACUAAGUACAACAGUUUCAAUAUUAAGUCCAGAACCGUCAAAAAGUAACAAAAGAAAUUUAACCGAAUCUGACACAUGUAUUAAAAGAGCUAAAGCUAAAAUAAUAAAAACUCAACAUUCUUCUAUACCAAAUUUUGAUCAUAUGGAUGUACAUGUUCCUCCAGAUACAACAGUUUCAAGAAUAAGCCCAAAAUCAUUUUAUACUAAACAAAACAAUUUAACUCAAUUUGACUCUGUUAUUAAGAGGACUCAAUCUAAAACAAUCGAGUCUAAUGAUCAGUCUACUUCAGUGUCUACAAAUGUAUGUCCAAAUACACAAAUUUUGACUCAAUAUGACCCAGAAAUUGAAACAUCUGAAAUAACUGAAUCCAAUAUGAUUAAUUAUUACAAACCUUCUACUCCAGCAUCCAUUGAUAUAACUGUAAACAAUCCACAGGUUAUGACAACUUCAGAAUUAUGCUAUUAUUCGUUAAGUAAUGAAAAAACAAUUUCGACACAAUGUAACACGGAUAUUAAGAAAACUAAAUCAAAAAUAAUGGAGUCUACUCCCGCGUACAUUGAUUUAACUGUAGACAGUCCACCAGAUAUGAGAGCUUCAAGUGUAAGCCCAAAUAUGUUAAAUGGUCAAUCAAGUUUGACUCAAUGCAAUACACAACUUGAGUGUUAUGAACCUUCUACUUUAGCAUCCAUUGAUUUGACUGUAAAUAAUCUACCAAUUAUGACGAAUUCAAGGUUAAGCAUUGAGAAUAAUAUAUUCACUGAAUGUAAUAAUGGUAUUAAGGUAAUUUCAUCUACUUCAAUGUCCACUGAUUUAAGUAGUAAUAUUUCAACGUUUUCAAGUCCAUCUCUGAGGGCAAUUACUCUGAACGAUAAUCCUGCUUUGCUUAGUCGAUCAAAUAUAGAGAUACUUGUGGUUGAAAAAGAUGCAACACUUACGACAAUACAUUUAAAUAGAUUAAAACGCUCAGAUUGGAAGAGCCCUAAAAACCUGACGGUUGUUCCACAAAAUAUUUCUAGCACGUCAUUACAUGAAAGUGCUCUUCUUCCAGUUGCUAUAAAACGAGCAUCAAAACCUAAUUCGUCUCCACCAUCAAAUUAUCCAAUGUUAAAUAAGCUGCUUACAAGACCGAUUGGUAAAAUUCUAAAACUGGAUAAAAGAAAUACAUUAAAUACACCAGCGAAUAAUCAAAUGAGAGCACCAUUACCACCGACUAAUACAAUUAUGAAAAUAGAUAAAAGAAGUUUUAUAUUAAAUACACCCGCCAUUUCUGUCAGUAAUCAAAUUAAUGCACCAUUACCACCAACUAAUACAAUUAUUAAACUGGAUAAAAGAAAUAUAUUGAACACAACACCCAUCAAUAUUCAAAUGAAAGCACAAUUACCAUCGACCAAUACAAUUAUAAAACUAGAUAAAAGAAAUAUAUUAAAUACACCCGCCAUUUCUGUCAAUAAUCAAAUUAAUGCACCAUUACCACCAACUAAUACAAUUAUUAAACUGGAUAAAAGAAAUAUAUUAAACACAACACCCAUCAAUAAUCAAAGGAACGCACCAUUACCUGAUGUUGUUUAUGAAAGCACUCAAAUAACAAAUAAAAUCAAUUCUCAGGAGACUAUUCAAUCAAAUUAUUCACUUAAUCAACAUAAAGUACCACACCAAAUCAAACCUGUACCCACAGCUAUUCCAUUACUACCUUCAGAAAUAAUCUAUAAUUAUUCAGACGGGGUAUAAAUUAUUUGUAUUUAAUUUAUUAUGUAUUUAAAAUAUUAUAUGUAUAUAAAUAAACUAUUUUUAAACAUUGAUUUAAUUUUGUGUAAAUAAUGAAUUUAAAAAUGAACCAAUUAUUGAAU